Messenger RNA from Dermochelys coriacea (leatherback sea turtle), 2073 nucleotides. It is a transcript of the gene CTPS2, whose product is annotated as CTP synthase 2. The coding region runs from base 158 to 2032 and encodes 624 amino acids. Gene Ontology annotation, molecular function: CTP synthase activity; identical protein binding. The record is from RefSeq and is a predicted model, not a curated record. Gene Ontology annotation, biological process: CTP biosynthetic process; pyrimidine nucleobase biosynthetic process. Gene Ontology annotation, cellular component: cytoplasm; cytoophidium. The transcript is spliced from 20 exons. Lineage: Eukaryota; Metazoa; Chordata; Testudines; Dermochelyidae.
UCCCUCUGGCGGCCGCCCGGAGGCUCCCUCUCUGCCUCCCGCCUUCGGCACCUGGGCCCAGGGAGGAGGAACCUGCAACCGCCUCCGCCGCUGAGACGCGGCGCGCGCCCAGACCCUGAGGCUGUGCAGAACACCACUUAUGUCAGCGGGGCUCUGAAUGGAAGUAGAGGUUAUUUGUGACAUUGUAAUGUUGGGAAGGUCUGCACUGCUUACAGCUGUACAUAGAAGAAGAUUUCCAACUCGAGAUCUAUGUGCUGCUAUUCAUUUUCCAAUGAAGUACAUCCUGGUAACCGGUGGUGUCAUCUCAGGCAUUGGCAAAGGAAUCAUUGCAAGCAGCAUUGGCACCAUACUGAAAUCAUGUGGUCUACGAGUCACUGCAAUCAAAAUUGAUCCGUAUAUUAACAUAGAUGCUGGAACUUUCUCACCAUAUGAGCAUGGUGAAGUUUUUGUACUAAAUGAUGGUGGAGAAGUUGACUUAGACUUGGGAAAUUAUGAAAGAUUCUUGGACAUCAACCUAUAUAAAGAUAAUAACAUCACCACUGGAAAGAUCUAUCAACAUGUAAUCAAUAAAGAAAGACAUGGAGAUUACUUGGGAAAGACAGUUCAAGUUGUUCCACACAUUACUGAUGCUGUUCAAGAAUGGGUGAUGAAUCAGGCAAAGGUUCCUGUGGACAGUGACAAGAAAGAGCCACAAAUAUGUGUCAUUGAGCUGGGUGGAACUAUUGGAGACAUUGAAGGAAUGCCAUUUGUUGAGGCAUUCAGACAGUUCCAGUUUAAGGCAAAAAGAGAAAACUUCUGCAAUAUCCACGUUAGUCUUGUACCACAGCCUAAUGCUACUGGAGAACAGAAAACAAAACCUACUCAGAACAGUGUUCGAGCGCUGAGAGGCCUAGGUUUGUCUCCGGAUCUGAUAGUCUGCAGAAGUACAAAGCCUAUAGAAAUGGCUGUGAAGGAAAAGAUUUCCAUGUUUUGCCAUGUGGAACCUGAACAGGUGAUAUUUAUCCAUGACGUUUCUUCUACUUACCGAGUGCCAAUCCUGUUGGAAGAACAAGGCAUUAUUAAAUAUUUUAAACAGAGAUUAAACCUACCUAUUGAUGACCAACCAAGUGAUCUUCUUUUCAAAUGGAAGAAAAUGGCAGGCAGAUAUGAAAGGUUGCUGAAGAUAUGCUCCAUAGCUCUGGUUGGCAAGUAUACGAAACUAAGUGACUGCUACGCAUCUGUUUUCAAGGCCUUGGAACAUUCAGCUUUGGCAAUUAAUCACAAACUGAAUUUAAUGUAUAUAGAUUCAAUAGAGCUUGAGCAUUCUACAGAAGUUGAGAACCCAGUGAAAUACCACCAGGCGUGGCAAAAAUUAUGCAAAGCAGACGGCAUUUUGGUCCCAGGCGGGUUUGGAUUUAGGGGAACAGAAGGCAAACUCCAAGCAAUCUCUUGGGCAAGAAAAAAGAAAAAACCUUUUCUUGGAGUUUGCUUGGGGAUGCAGCUGGCAGUGGUGGAGUUUGCAAGAAACUCUUUAAACUGGAAAGAUGCAAAUUCUACAGAAUUUGACCCAAACACAAAAUACCCUGUUGUCAUUGACAUGCCUGAACACAAUCCUGGAGAUAUGGGAGGAACAAUGAGACUGGGAAAAAGGAGGACUGUUUUCAAAACAGAAGACUCUGUCCUAAGGAACCUUUAUGGUGAUGAAGAUUUUGUGGAGGAACGACACAGGCAUCGAUAUGAGGUAAAUCCAGAAUUGACUGGCUGCUUUGAAGAGAAAGGUUUGAAAUUUGUUGGCCGUGACACAGAAGGGAGUAGAAUGGAGAUCAUUGAACUGGAAAAUCACCCAUAUUUUGUUGGUGUCCAGUUUCAUCCAGAGUUUUCCUCAAGACCUAUGAAGCCCUCACCUCCUUAUCUUGGUCUCUUGCUUGCAGCAACUGGGACACUCAGUGCAUACUUGCAACGUGGAUGUAAAUUGUCUCCAAGUGAUAGCUACAGUGACCUCAGUGAUGACAGUUCCCCAGAAAAAGAACCUCCUGAUUCAGAAACAAGCUGAACCCCCUGCAUGAGAGCAGAGAAUUGGAGAAUGCUACUGAG